GCCAUCCUGUGUGUGAGAAAGUAACCAAAUAAGUGUUUUGGACGGAUAUUUUAUUUUGUUAUAUUUUAUAUUCUCCAGACGCUAGUCAGUGCCUAAUGAUGCCUUCCUCACAGGACUGGAUCAACGACCCUGUCGGUGUUGUUGAAGGGAUGUUUGCUGCUUCCCAGAACAAUCCAAACUCUGGAUGGGAGGCGAAAGCGGUUGAAUUCUUUAAAGAUCACCUGAAGGAGAAGGACGCUCACACCUGGGUCCCGUCUUUAAACGAUGUCCCUCUUCACUACCUGAAGCCAAACAGCCUGGUGAAGUUCCGUUGCUUAAUCCAAGACAUGUUCGAUCCGGAGUUCUACAUGGGAGUGUAUGAGGCCGUCGAUCCAUCCACAAAGGCUAAAGUGUUGCGAUGUGGGAAGUACAAAGAUGUGACGGAAUGCGGGGUGGAUUUUAACUCCAGGAACACUGUGACUGCAGAGAGACAGACUUUCUACUGUGUGCCGAUCCCCGGAGAAAGUCCCUGGGUGAAAGAGAGCUAUGCCGGCUCCAGCCAAGCACGAGUGGUUCCCUCCACCUCGUACGCACCGACGAGACAGAAACGCAGCUACGAGGACGACGACGACGAGGACAUGGACACUCAACCGCAGAAGCAGAGGGAGCAGCAUGCUGGUCCUCAAAGUCCAUCAGAACAUCACGGCAAUGGUGACUGUAAGCGGCGGGAGACAGAAGCUCCUUCCAGCCAGGCGGCAUCUGCCUGCCAUCUGGACCUCAACUUCCCCCUGCCAGGAGAGAAAGGCCCCUCCUGCCUCCUCAAGGUGUACGAGGACAGAGACGGCUUCAAACUGAACGACACAGUGGAGGUCUUCGGGAUCCUCUCCGUCAGCCCUGCUCUCAGCGCGCUGGCCGACGAGAAAGACGCCUCCUCGUCCCUCCUGGACCCGGCGGACGGCAUGGAGACGGCGGAGGAGCAGAGAGUGCACAGCCCGCCGGCCUCGCUCGUCCCUCGCCUCCACAUGCUCUACGCCAAGCCACUGCCACACAACAACCCGUUGCUGCCGGCCAGCGCCGCCUUGGAGGACAACAGUGCCUUUUUAUCUUCGACCCUGAGCGAGAUGGCCGCUGUCAGGGCAGAGCUGCUCGCAUACUUCACUCACAUCCUCCUGGGAGACGCGCUGGCUGCUGAAUACCUCAUUCUGCAUCUCAUUUCUAACGUGUACACUAGACGGGACGUUCUCCCGCUGGGCAAGUUCACCUUGAACCUGAGUGGCUGUCCGACUGUCUCCUCGUACACCGAACGCUUCUACCAGAUCAUCCAGCAGCUCGUGCCGUCUUCGUACUAUCUGGGCAUGACCCUCCAGAAUAUGAACCAGAUGCGGUUAGUGCCAAAGAAGGACUAUGUGGCCAACCGGCUAGUGAGCGGGGCCCUGCAGCUGGCCAGAAACACUUCCCUCUUCCUGGACGAAUCCCAGCUGGAGCAGGGACAGCUGGAUACAACAGGUGUGCGCAACGUCACGGCCCUGGGGAACCUGAUCUCGUGGCAGAAGGUUGAUUAUGACUUUGACUACCACCAGAUGGAAUUCCCCUGCAAUAUUAACGUGCUCAUCGCGUCAGAGGGCCGCUCGCUGCUGCCGUCAGACUGCCGGAUACACCUACAGUCUCAGGUCGCCCCGCGCGACAUGGACGAGUAUCUCGGCAGCAUCCACAUGCAUCCGCAGGCGUCACAGCUGAACAAGUUCAGAAUGUACCUGAGCGUGGCUCGGCUGCUGGACUACAGCAUCUCUGAUGAAGUGACGAAGUCAGUUGAGGAUGACUUUGUGGAUAUGAGGAAGGACGACCCCCAGAGCAUUUCUGCUGAGGACCUCCACAGGAUGCUCGGUGUGGCGAGGUUGCUGUCUCUGAGCCUGGGACAGACCUCUCUGUCCAGAGACUGCUGGCUCAGAGCCAAACACGUCGAGAUGCUGCGGAGGAGCCGGAUGGAGCAGCACAAGUGCGUCAACGGCAACGAGCCGUGAUCGGCGCAAACAAGAUGGCUUUUUUUUGCUUUUUGAUACCUAAAAAGUUUGUAAUAAAGAUGUUUUUCAUGUGUCAUAGUUCACGUUUGUUCAACUUCUUUCAAGAACCAAGUUGCAGACAUUUGGAUAUACUUUUCAAUUAAUUUGUGAGUUCGUGUAGUAUACAGUAUAUAUAGAUAGUUUCUAGAAAGGCAAACUGAUAUGCUGGCAUGGAGACUUGCUGUUAAUGGAUUUGACAAUAAACCCAUAUUUUUUUUAUUCCAAUGAAAUAUGUUACGAGACAAAGUGUACAGUGCAUUUCAAGUAAAAACACUCGAAGAGGAUAAGAAUAAAUAGGAUACUUUAAUAUACAAUCUCAGUACACCGUGGAAAACAAUGACAGUCAGUUGGUAAAGAGGAACGAUGACCACAAACAUUCAAACGUUAAUGGUGCUAAUGGUAGAAAAAUGUGUGUAAACAGUGCAAAUCAAAUGCCUUAAGACCUCCGAGUCACAUGACAGUUUGUCGUGGUCCUAACAGGACGGGAGGACAACCACAGACAAAAGGAGGAGGUGGUUGCAAAAGCACUUGGUGUGAAAACAAAAAAGAAACGGAUCAAAUAGAACGGACAGCUUCUGCAUAUAAAAGACAAACACUGUAGCGUUGUGGUCGAUAUUGGGAAUGUUGAGGAUUAUGGUUCCUUUCAGCAAAUUUGGGACAUGUGUCCCCGCUCUGCUUGAGAACUGCUCCAGUGUUUGCAAUCCUGCAGGAAGUUUAAAAAACAAACAAAAACCCUUUAAACCUCAGCAUUAAAACUUUGCAUUACAGCUAUUACCUUCAAGCUUUGGCAGCACCACACACACUAUCAGCAGGUUCAAUAAUAACUAUGAUGUAGCAGCCAAAGCAGCCAAGGCUAC
This is a messenger RNA of Anarrhichthys ocellatus (wolf-eel), 2896 nucleotides long. It is a transcript of the gene mcmbp, whose product is annotated as minichromosome maintenance complex binding protein. Gene Ontology annotation, molecular function: chromatin binding. The transcript has 16 exons. Gene Ontology annotation, biological process: DNA-templated DNA replication. The coding region runs from base 96 to 2000 and encodes 634 amino acids. NCBI's taxonomy places the organism in Eukaryota, Metazoa, Chordata, Actinopteri, Perciformes, Anarhichadidae. The record is from RefSeq and is a predicted model, not a curated record.